Fusarium pseudograminearum CS3096 is the source of this 1554-nucleotide messenger RNA. RefSeq lists its product as uncharacterized. The coding region runs from base 1 to 1554 and encodes 517 amino acids. The record is from RefSeq and is a predicted model, not a curated record. Gene Ontology annotation, molecular function: metal ion binding. NCBI's taxonomy places the organism in Eukaryota, Fungi, Ascomycota, Sordariomycetes, Hypocreales, Nectriaceae. The transcript has a single exon.
AUGCUCCCUGAUGCCACCAUCGACAGAGCAGCUGACAAGCUAGCUGAGUUCCGGAGGGAUAACGCUCUCAAUGACCUCCUAGACCAAUACACCGUUCUUAUCGAGGACUAUAGGCGUCUCAAGAGCGACUAUGAAGAAGAACGGGAGGGUAGAGAACGAUACAAGCAGCUCGCUCGCGGUCAGGAGCGUAACCCUUUUGCUCUGGUCGUCGUUGACGGCGAUGGAUACAUCUUUGAUGAACGCUUUGUGAAAGACGGCGAAGAAGGCGGUAGCAGAGCCGCAAAGCAACUGAAUGAUACUAUCAAAGAUAGUCUACGUCGCAAAGGCCUCGAAACCUGCGAGGUCAUGGUUCGUGUCUACGCCAACCUCACCGGACUUUCCAAAGCGUUAUGCAAAAACGGUCUUGCGGGCGCCGAAAAGCGGUCUCUUUCAUCCUUCACCGCCGGCUUCAACAGAUCUUACGGUCUCGCCGACUUCAUCGACGCCGGUGAACUAAAGGAGAAUGCCGACUUCAAGCUCAAGGCCAUUCUUCGUCUUUACGCGGAUAACGCCCAGUGCAAGCACAUUUACUUCGCCGCCUGCCAUGAUGUGGGCUACGUCUCAGACCUUACUCCAUUUAGGGGUAACCGAGAGCGAUUCACGCUUGUCCAAACACCGAGUCUGUUGUUCCACAAGGAGUUUGACAAGCUUGGAAUGAACGUCGAAGAACUGCCCGGUGUGUUCCGCCACACACCUCUUCAACAGCCCUACACUACUGCGCCAAUCAAGGCGACUCUCAACUCGACUCUUACCGGUAGCAAAGCUAGUUCUACCUACAGUACCCCUGUAUCUACAAAAGAAAACAGCAAUGAAGGCAAAACAGUAUGCAGCUUCUACAUGCAGGGCAAUUGCCGUUAUGGCAGCACUUGCAAAUUUGCUCACGAAAGCAAAGCAUCCAGUCAGAAUAGUACGCCUUCACUGUCAUCUGUCAGCAACAAUAACAAAAAUGAAAGAAACUUUAGCGGCGACUGGCGACGAAGCUCUACCCUAUCCAACGGCGCCAAAAUUAAUAUUGACUCACUUCCAAGAAAGGAAGAUAUCCCAGAUGACAUGGUGCCCAUCAAUGCAGUCGGAGAUCGUCUCGACGCAUACUUGCCCCUUCCCGACCCCGACGCCGUCAAACGUCUCAAAAUGCUCUCCCAAGAUCGCAGGUUCUGCAAUAAUGCACAGUUGUAUGGAAAAUGCGACAACGACAACUGCGAAUACGAACAUACCCCGAUUGCUGAAGACUUGAAACCAGCACUGGAACAUUUAGCUCGAUCCGUCCCGUGCUCCCGCCGAGGUGCUUGCCGACGUACAACUUGCGUCCACGGUCACGUCUGCCAAAGGGCUGACUGUCGUCAUCGUAUUGGUGGGAAGGGAUAUUGUCGAUUCCCCUCCAAGGUAUGCACAGCGGACUACACCUUGAAUAUCUUAGUUCUGGGCGAUGAUCAAGGUAUCACAUCGCCUUCUAUGGCCUCUGAGGAUGCGCAUAAUGCUGAGAACGGAGGUACAAAUCUGUGGGGUCUUUAUUAG